Hibiscus syriacus is the source of this 465-nucleotide messenger RNA. RefSeq names its product protein MAINTENANCE OF MERISTEMS-like. Lineage: Eukaryota; Viridiplantae; Streptophyta; Magnoliopsida; Malvales; Malvaceae. The coding region runs from base 1 to 465 and encodes 154 amino acids. The transcript has a single exon. Gene Ontology annotation, biological process: meristem development; meristem maintenance. The record is from RefSeq and is a predicted model, not a curated record.
AUGUCGGCACUGAUAUCGACAUUAAUUGAGCGUUUGAGGCCUGAAACACAUGUGUUUCAUUUUCCUUGUGGUGAAGUGGCAAUAACAUUGGAAGAUGUCGUGUAUCAACUUGGCGAUCCGAUUAAUGGUAUUCCAUUGGUGCUUCGCAACACUUAUUCACUAAAUGUUGUUAUUUUAAAUUUAUUAGGAAAUGAGGCUCCAGUCGAUGUCAUUGAUGGGUUGCGAAUACUGAUGACGUGGUUGGAAAUAGAAUUUAGAGUAAAUGAACAAUCAACGGAGCAAGAGGUGAUAUUUGCAGCUCGAACAUAUCUUAUGACGUUGAUUGGAGGGAUCUUGCUACCGGAUAAAUCGGGCAAUUUGGUGCAUACCCAAUAUCUUCCGAUAAUGGAGGAUUUAGUUGUAUGUCGCCAAUAUAGUUGGGGUUCUACAAUUUUGGCUUUUUUGUAUCGUGAACUCUGUAAGUAG